AUUCAGAUUCAGUCGUCUCGAGGUGUUCGCACGAGACAAUCCACUGCCCCAGAGGCAUCGACUAAAAUUAGCGGAAAAAUCAAAACAAAAUAUAUUUAUACAUAGGAACGCUUUCCUAAGAUAAUUAAUGGGAAACGCUACAAAUAAGUGAAAUAACUAUAUAAGCCAAUAUAUACAAACCAUAAAAUAGUGUUUUUUACACCAACAAAGAUUCAAAAAAUUUGGCACAGUGCGUUCUUUGUGCGAUCGUUUUAUAUAAGGCAUUGGUAAAGAACCCGGAAAUCGGCCGAGUCUCGAAUGGAUUCGGAAAAGGUGGUCCGCGCCAUGGCUCGUUGGUGGCAGACUGUUAGUCAAGAGGAUAGCGACUCACGCAAUCCGAUAACCUACGACCUCCUGCAAGAAAGCGUAGCGAAGAACUCGAAGACGCGGCAAUACCUGGCGGCCAUUAUAAUUUGUUUGGGUGCGGUCGCUGCUGGUACUGCGUUAUCCUGGACCUCUCCUGUUUUUCCGCAGAUAUCUGUCAAUGUCAACGAUACUGCAAAUGGAACUAAAACUAUACCGAUUUCCACUGAAGAUGACUUUAAACUGACCGCUUCGCAACAGACAUGGGUCAGCUCAAUGUUGCCCCUUGGCGCCCUUUUCGGAGCCCUACCCUCUGGAUAUAUAGCCGAUAUGAUCGGCAGACGUUAUACUGCCAUAGUCAUGGACGUUCCCUUCAUUUUGGCCUGGAUCUCGAUCAGUUUUGCCAAUUCAGUCGGCUGGCUUUACUUGGGAAGAUUUUUGAUCGGUAUAUCCACCGGAAGCUUCUGCGUGGUGGCUCCCAUGUACAUCUCGGAGAUUGCGGAGACCAGCAUUCGCGGCAGCCUGGGUACAUUGUUCCAGCUGCUCCUCACGAUCGGCAUCCUGUUCAUCUAUGUGGUGGGGAAUUUGGUAGCGUGGAAAACCCUGAGCUUGCUGUGUCUUGUCAUACCAAUUAUACUUUUAAUCGGACUCUUUUUCCUGCCCGAAACUCCAGUCUAUCUCCUUAAAAGGGGCAAGCGAUCCGAGGCCAACAGCGCCCUGAAAUGGUUGUGGGGUGAUUACUGCAACACCACCAGCGCCAUCCAGGGGAUCCAGAACGACCUGGACCAGACCGGAGCGGAUGCCUCCAUUAUGGACCUGUUCAGCAAUCGCGCCUCUCGCAAGGGACUGGUGAUCUCCGUACUCCUCAUGUUCUUCCAGCAGUUCUCCGGCAUCAACGCGGUGAUCUUCUUCAUGAACCAGAUCUUUGAGGCGAGCAAGAGCCUGGACCCCGGCCUCUGCACCAUAGUCGUGGGCGUGGUGCAGGUGCUCAUGACCCUGGUCUCCUCCCUGCUGAUCGAGAAGGCCGGCCGCAAGAUACUGCUGGUCUUCAGCAGCUCGGUCAUGACCGUCUGCCUGGCCAUGCUGGGUGCCUUCAACACGCUGCAGAAGCACAAUCCCGAGGAGGCAAAGGCCCUCGACUGGCUGCCCCUGCUCUGCAUAGUGCUGUUCAUCGUCAGCUUCUCGGUGGGCUACGGCCCCAUUCCCUGGAUGAUGAUGGGCGAACUCUUCAUGCCGGACGUGAAGGGCACCGCCGUGUCCCUGAGUGUCAUGAUGAACUGGGUGUGCGUGUUCUUCGUGACCUGGCUCUUCGGCCAGUUGAAGGCCGUUGGGCCCGAUGUGCCCUUCUGGUUCUUCAGCGGCUGGAUGGCGGUGGCCACUGCCUACGUGGCCAUCGCUUUGCAGGAGACCAAGGGCAAGACUGCCAGCCAAAUCCAGAGCUGGCUGGCCGGUCACUAGGGGCCCCCUGGAUGCCAUUACAACCGUAGGUGGGUAAGCAGAAAAUGCCAAAAAGUAAUGUAGGAAGGUUUUUCGUUCGAAGCCUUAAGUUCAGCAUACAAAACAUUUAUUCCGUCUGAACCAGGAGAAGCCGAUAUAAUCUUUGGCAAAGGCAUAGAAACCGUUUCGGAUCUAAGGACAAUAACACACAAAAUGUACAAUUUAACUUAUUGAUGUUCCACAGUUUUCACAGUGUUUGAAUUGACUCUGAAGCUUACAUUUAGUGUAGUUCAAUUAGUUCCUAAGUACUCAUGGUCACGCCCCCAUAGCUGUAAGAUUCGAUGGAGUGCCACCCCGUUUUGUGGUCUCCUUUUUGUAGAAACAUCCUGCUGUGUGUAAAUGUACGUGUAAGAUGGCAAAGACAUAUACCUAUAAAUUUAACUAUACUAAACAUGAAACAAAUGUACAUAUAUUUGAUAAUAA
Molecule: messenger RNA, 2262 nt
Organism: Drosophila suzukii
Lineage: Eukaryota; Metazoa; Arthropoda; Insecta; Diptera; Drosophilidae
Product: facilitated trehalose transporter Tret1-2 homolog
Biological process (GO): carbohydrate transport; transmembrane transport
Cellular component (GO): membrane
Molecular function (GO): sugar transmembrane transporter activity
Source: RefSeq, a predicted model, not a curated record